Vollenhovia emeryi is the source of this 1903-nucleotide messenger RNA. RefSeq lists its product as uncharacterized. The record is from RefSeq and is a predicted model, not a curated record. The transcript has a single exon. NCBI's taxonomy places the organism in Eukaryota, Metazoa, Arthropoda, Insecta, Hymenoptera, Formicidae. The coding region runs from base 215 to 1384 and encodes 389 amino acids.
UUUUUUAUUUUUUAUUUUUCAAUAUAUAAAUGUCUAAAUAUGAAUGUGACUUAUUUUAUAGUAGACUAAUAAUGUUCUAUAUUUUAUAGGUUUCUCUUCGCAUAAAGAAUUAUUAUUUCUUGACAGAUUUUCAUCAAACGGAUUUUCAUCAAAGUUAUAUCACGAAUUUUCAUCAAUCAAUUACAGGUAAAAAAUAUAUUAAUUAAUUUAAAAAAUGCCAAAAAUAAAAAGGAAAUAUUAUCGAAGAGCACAAGCGAUAACUAAUCUAGUAAUUAAUACUGUUCAAAGUGAGAAUGUAACGCCGUUAUUAGAAAGUACACCUUCAGUUUCAAAUAAUAAUUUAGAGAAUAAUAAUCACUUAAAUUAUAAGGAUUGCAAUAAUUUUCAGUAUAUCAAUAAUGAUUUAGAAGCCGUGAAUAAUUAUAAUUCGGACAGUGAUUCCGAUGAUCAUACAGAACGUAAUUUUGUGAAUAACUGUGAAUCUACAAAUUCUACUUCUGAUUCUCCAAGUUGUAUAUCUUGGUUGCAAGAAUGGGCAAUUAGAAAUAAUAUAACUCAUACUGCGUUAAAUGAAUUAAUAUCUAAUAUAAAACCUAAAUAUCCAGAUUUGCCUAAAAAUGCUCGCAGUUUAUUAGGAACUCCCAGGAAAGUCAAUGUAGACAUCGUUGCACCAGGACAUUACUAUCAUUUUGGUUUAAGUAACUGCAUCGAAAGACUUUUAUCGCGAUGUUCUUUUCAAAAUUUACACUGUAUUGAAGUUAACAUUAACAUCGAUGGUCUACCAUUAUUCAAGAGUUCAAGUAGUCAAGUUUACCCUAUUUUAUGCAAUUUAGUCGGAAAUUACAAUGAAGUUGAUGUCAUUGGAAUUUAUCACGGAUAUGAAAAACCCACAGAUGCCAAUGUAUUUUUACAAUCUUUCACAGAAGAAGCAAAAAAUUUAACUAUUCAUGGUAUAAAAAUUAAAGUUCACACUUAUUCAUUUAAAAUUAAAUCUUUUAUAUGCGAUGUUCCUGCUACAUCUUUUAUUACUUAUACAAAGAGUCAUUCGGGUUAUUAUGCAUGUUUUAAAUGUACAGCUAAGGGCGAAUAUUAUCUCAAUAGAAUGAUUUAUCCAUAUUUGAAUAGUUGUCAAUUAAGAACAGAUAACGAUUUCCGAUUAAAAUUACAGGAAAACCAUCAUACAGGUACAUCAAUACUUGAAUCGAUUCCUAAUAUAAAUAUGGUGAAUGAUUUUCCCUCUGAUCCGAUGCAUUUAAUAUUCUUGGGAGUUGUUAAAAAAUUGAUUUCUUUAUGGUGUUACGGAAAACCUAAAACAAAGUUAUCCUUUUAUCAAAUUUCUGAAAUAUCAAAGUUAUUAGAACAUACAAAAAAAUAUAUAGGGUAAAGGCAGGCAUUAUGGCCAGGCAGGUAAUAUGGCCACAACGCCCGUAUUAAAUAUUCUAAACAUUGAUAAACAUCAAUAAUGUAUAAAAACCAAUUAUUGUAGCUAUUCUUGAAGUUUGGUAAAAAAAAUCUCUCUAUUUUGUUGUUAUUUGUGGUUUGGUGCUUCAUUGUUCUCCAUAACCAUCAAAAUAUAUACGUCAAAGUGAGACAUGGCACUUCCAACUAAGUAAGAUUUUCAAAUUAAAACAAAAUAAUUUUGGCUUUUCUCAUUACACAUUUCAAAACCUAAACCUUGGCUAUAUUUUUAUAAUAAAUUUAUCGUGCUUUGCCCAUUAUUUUGAUAAUUAUAAUGCACAUUAUUAAAUGUAUGCUUGUCGGCUAAUAUGGCCAGCGACAAAGGUAGCUACUAUGGCCAGCGAGUACAACAAAGUAUAGAGUACGCCAGUGCUGAGUGUGAUAACAGCGAAGAAAGAAAAUAAUUAUUUCUCACAAUUUAUUAAUAAAUUGUGAGAGCACGGCG